Messenger RNA from Hypoxylon trugodes, 1798 nucleotides. RefSeq lists its product as uncharacterized. The transcript is spliced from 2 exons. Lineage: Eukaryota; Fungi; Ascomycota; Sordariomycetes; Xylariales; Hypoxylaceae. The coding region runs from base 627 to 1292 and encodes 221 amino acids. The record is from RefSeq and is a predicted model, not a curated record.
GGAGGUGUUACACGGAGUAUAUGGACAUGAUGGUACGAAGAUAAUGAAUUAGUAUUAAUUGAAUUUGAACACAUAUUAUACGAUUAAUCCUCAUAUGAGAAUGACUUCAUCUUCGGGGUGUUAAGUGAAAGGAAUCUAUUAUUGAAAGUGUAGAGUGAAAAGCGAAGUUGUAGAUGAAAGAGUUGGGGAUGGUGAAGAUAGUGGGGCUCUCAUACCCCGACAAAACACUUAACGCGAACUAAACACGCUAUAAAUAUAGUGGGUUACGCGCCUUCCUACAGCGCGUCCCGGUCGCGAUUCCCAGCCACUCAUAAUUGCCAAUUAGUGGUAAUUAAAGCUUACUCCAUACCGUACCUACCAACUUUCAGUGAGAGGGGGAUAAUACAAAGUUACACGCUCAUUAAUUCUAAUCCCCCAAUUCGUCAAUUCAACUCAACUCUGUUUCUUAUCCAUCUCUCUUAACUCUCUCACCUUCUUACCGCAUCAACAUACUUCCUCUAAAAACAAAUCAACUUACACGCCAAUACGGUCUACAAUUUGUACAUUGUAUAAUACCUUCUUAGCUAUCCCUCGAUCAUUUAUCUCCUUGGAACCAAAUAACCCCUAAACCACAUACCAAAUUCAAGAUGGUUCUCAAGCGCAAGCGAUCCGAGUCUGAACUCUCCUUCAGCUCCUCCAGCGCCUUCAGCUCACCUCCACGGCCUGAACUCUUCACACCCAUGGAUAUGGACAGCUCACCCAUCCGUCGGACAUCGAGAAGUUCAACACCAGCACACCUACACAGCCGAACCUUCAAGCGGUUCCGCGACAGUCGUCCCUCCGACGAGGAAAUCCACCAGCGAACCUUGAACAUGUUGUACACGGCCCAAAAACAACAAAUCGCCCACCAACAACACUUCAACCUAGCUAGCCUCGCCAUACAACCCCAGCCCCAACCCGCAACGACGCAUACCCAGGGAGGUCAAGCCUCGCUUCACAACUUUUGGAAACUUCCUAGCACGGCUGCCCCUGCAAGCGCCCCGGUACAGACGCCUAUCACAUACGAGGGACCGGUUAAUUGCGAAGAUUGCGGACAGGGCCUUUGCGAAGGGGCUAGUGAUGAGGAUUCUAUGGAUGUGGAUAGCUUCGGCACAGCGGCUCAGACAAGCUGUGGUGGUUGUGGAAAGCAUGUGUGCUCGCACUGCUCUAUCACCAACCUAGGCGAACAACGGCGGUGCUUGAUAUGUGCUGGAAAGAAGGUCUGGGUUGGCGGUGUUGGGUGGGCUGGCGUUUCGAGUGUGAAGGUAUGCUGAUGGCAAUGCCAGCCAAGGAAGUAAGAAAUGAGAGAAAGGGUAGACAGAUGAGUUCCGAUCAUCAUUGAAGAGGCUACACUGGCCUAGAGUGAAGCUCAAAGAGGCACCCCGUGUUUAAGGAUAAGCAAAUAAGCGCUGGAGUUUAGGGAGCACUUGAUACCGUGCUAUUUGGUCGAACGGGUUACCUAAAAUAAAUAAUUCAGGUGUACCGGGAUUUUUAAUUGCAGAUUUAAUUCUUGUAUAUCUAGGUAUUCAUAUUAGAAAUGCAGUGUAUAUUAUGGACUAUUCCUGUCCAUCCUGUUUACUCUACCUCGAUAAAAAUGCUUGUAACGAUAUACGUCGAGUUCCAAGAGCAAGGGUAAUCGACUCAAUAUCAGAACCGUUAUGAGCUAUUCAUAUCAUAAGUUGAUUGAAUGACCGCUUUAGGUAUUAUCACGUAUACCCUACAAUAAGGAAUACGUUCACUGGCCAUCAAUGAGGCGACUUCAAUGAAUCGGGAUGAGAUA